GUUUGCUUUUAUUAUUAGGAUAGUAACAAAAAUUUUCCUUAUUAUCAAUAAGUAAAAUGAAUGAAAAUUCCGACAAUAAAAAAGGUACUCAUGACCAAGAACCUGAGGAGGCUCAUGACCAUAAAGUUGAUAUUGAUAAUGUUGAUAUUGAUAAUGUUGUCAAACUAGAUAAUGUUUCUUUUACACGAGUAACACCAAAUGGAAAAUUUCUCAUUACUAUUAGUCCUUCAAAUCUUGCUGUCGGUUGGAAUGUCGAAGACGUUGAUAAAGGUCAACUUAAAAAAGAAUUUGAAGUCGAUAUAUCAGAUUUUGGUUUUAAAUAUUGCUUUUCUGAUAAUAAGAAAGUAGUGGCGUUUCAAGAAAAAAUUUUUGGUCCAUGCGGUAUAUACGAUAUUGAUAAUAAUCAAUUAAAUAAAAUAACAGAAUAUUAUCUUCCUGAUUAUUAUUUUUGUUUUAGUUUAAAUAACGAUAUUAUUGCAUAUGACUAUCAUCUACCAGUGAUUUAUAUUUCUUCUACUCGAACUAAUAAUAACAAGUGGAAUUAUAAAAGAAUAUACGAAAGACCUGAAUAUCUUGAAGAUCUUAAUAUUCUUAGCAUAUCAAAAUAUAAUAAACUUUAUUUUACGUUAUCAAAUAAUUCCAUUUAUCAAUUUGAUCUUAUUACCAAAAAAAGUAAAGAAAUAUGCUUUAUUGAUGAUGAAGUAAUAAGCAAAGUAGAUUUAAGUAGUAAUGAAAAUUUAGAUUGUCUAAUAACAUAUUGGACUUGCGACAAAACUUUUAUUUAUUCAAUUGAAUUAGAAAUUCCUGUUUUUUUGGAUAUAAUAUUAAAUCCUGAAAAUCCUAGAUUUACUUCCGUGUCUAAUGUUAAUCGGCUACGUAAGUUUAUGAAACAUCCUACUUUAUGUUCUCUAUUGAUUCCUUCAUUACUUGUUAAUAUAACAUUCAAAAAUAAAUUUUGGAAUUCCAUCAUGGAAAAUUUUUGGAAGAAAUGUAUAGAACAUUUAAAACAGAAUGGCCAUUUACCAAAAAAAGUUGAACCACGUUUUAUUGAAGCUACAAAAAAGUAUGCAUUUAUAGAUACUUGGAGAAUUGAUUUGAAAACAAUGAUAUCAAGCAUAAAUUCUUUAUUCACUGAUGAAAAUGUCAAGGAUGUUGACAAUUUACAUAUUCUUUUACGCAAUUCAUAUAUGGAUGUUAUACAUGAAUUAUUUCAUGAAGUUAAAGUCAUAUCAGAACUCCUUGUAACUGAAAAAAGUUUAGGCAAAUGGUCAGUUAAGCGUAAUUUCGGUAAUGAAAAGAUUUUUCUGGAUAUUUAUAGUGAUAAUGUUAAAAUUGGAUCUCGAAAGUUUAAAUUUAAAAAUUCUUAUUUAAUUGAAAUUAAGAUUUUAGAUGAAAGUGAUAUCAUUAUAUUAACACAAUUUGGUCUUUCAAUUUUCCAUUUUAAUAAGGAUAAGAAUUCCAUUUCCUUAAUCUAUUAUUAUCAAAUGGAAUUAAAUGAUAUUUCGCAAUUACAAUUUUAUAAGAAAAAAUUUUCAAACCGUACUGAUUUACCUUUACCGAAUACUACUAGUUUUGAAACUUGUGAUGAAUGGGUUUCAGAUAUAAUAGAUAAUAAGGUGACCUUUUUAAAAUAUGGAAUUGAGUUAUUAAAAUUUGCAAUUGAUAAACAUAACGUAGAAUUAAUAGAAAAAAUUUAUAAUAAAUGUAUGAGGUAUUUUAAAGAUGAUUUUAACAAGUUGUUUUUAAGUAUCAUUACUUCUACAAUGCCAUUAUUGAAUGUACAUUAUCCGGAGUAUAUUGAAAGAUAUUCAUCAGAAACAACAAUGAUAAUAGAUUCACCAUCUUAUAGAAUAACAUAUAAAAGCAAUGUUUUGCAUCUUUCUUCUUGCGUAUAUCCUCAAUUGGAAUCAAAAUUAAGUCAUGAAAAAGAGAAUAACGUAGAUAAUUCUAACAAAAAAUUAAAAAGUAUACCAACUCUUAUUUUGUUAAAUCCUUAUAUUAAGUUUGUAAACUAUCCAGCGAAUUAUACCUUGAUUUCAGAAUUAUUUUGGCCAAAGCCCAGUCCAUUUGUUGAAACAAUUAAUAUAAAUAUUUAUAAAACAUGGAAUGGGGAAUCGUUAAUUAAUUUUAAAUGGGAUACCUACGGAAAAUAUUACUAUGCUGGAAUCUGGAUCUUAUUUAUGGUUUAUCUUGGAUGUUUUACAACCGCUGCCACAAUUCCACAGCAAUAUAUUGAAAAAAAUAUUCAAAAACGACUUUUGAUAGCUUCAAUCAUACUUGGAUUUGUUCAUCUUAGUUUUGAAAUUCGUCAAAUUAUUCAUGAUUUUAAUAAAUGGAUUCGUGAUUUUUGGAAUAUAUUUGAUGUAAUUGCAUAUGUACUUCCAAUCGUCACUUCUAUACUUUUGCUUCGAACAAGUGAUAUGAAUAUAAUUCCAUUACUUGCUUUUUCAUGUUUAUUUUUAGAUAUAAAAUUUUUGUUAUUUUUUAGAGCUUUUGAAUAUUUUGGGGUAUAUUUUGCAAUAAUUAUUAAUGUUGCAAAAAAGAUUGUCUCUUUUCUAGUAGUAUUGUUUAUUAUUAUAAUAAGUUUUGCACAUGCUUUUUAUAUUUUAUUAGUCCCAAGAUCUCAAUUCUCAUUUGAUGAACCUACAAAUAAUGACGAUCCAAAUAAUCCUUGGAAUAUAGCUUCUAGUUAUUAUCAAGUAUUUGAAAAUGGAAGUAUUGGUCAUAAUCCGUAUAUUAUUCAACAACCUAAUGAUAGUACAAAUAUGUUUGUAAAUUUUACGACUGCCAUUUUUGCAAUGUAUGAAUUUUUAACAGGUGAUUCAGGUGCAUUCUCCAAUUGGUCAUAUACAGCUAAUCCAUCACUCGCAAUAUUGAUUGUUUUAUUCUCACUAUUGGUUGUUGUGUAUCUUAUGAAUUUGUUAAUUGGAUUACUUAGUAAUGCAAUUGAAGAAAGUAAUAAUAGAGUUUCAUAUUUAAUACAAAAAGCAGAGAUUCUAGUUGAGAUUGAGUUGUUUUACCUAUUGCCAUUUCAAAGACGUUGGGAUGAUUGGUUCCCUAAAGUAAUGUAUUAUUAUGCUAAUGUUGAUAAGACUCGUGAAAAAAUUAAGGAAUUGAUUAAAAAUGAUGAAUGGGAAAGCAAAAAUCUCCAAGAAUUGAAGGAAAAAUUAUUAAAAAAACUCAUAAUUGAAAAUGUAACCAAAUCCGUUGAUGAGGAUACUUUGCAAAAAUCAUUAAAAGAAAUGAAGAAAAAUUUAUUAGAAGAACUCAAAAUUGAGAAUACUUUACAAAAAUUAUUAGAAGAAAUGAAGUUUAGCUUAUUAAAAGAACUCAAUAAUAAAAAUGAUACUAAUAAAUCCGUUGAUAAGACCAUUUUAGAAAAAAUAUUUGAAGAAACGAAGAAAAGUUUAUUAAAAGAACUUAAUGCUGAAAAUGAUACUAAUAAAUCCGUUGAUGAGUCUACUUUGCAAAAAAUAUUAGAAGAAACGAAGAAUAGUUUUUUAAAAGAAUUCAAUAUUGAAAAUGAUACUAAUAAAUCCAUUUGAUGAGAAUAUUUACGAAACAGUUUCGGAGAUGUGGGCUACUUUACUCUUUUGAACUUAGAUUAGAGCCCUUUUCUCUGGAUAGUUGACCUGGAACUUACUCUUCGGGGUUUAGGUUGGGGUAUAUGAGGUUCUUAGAUAUAGGUUUUAGAUUAGUAUUUUAUUUUAUCUUUUUAUUUAUUGUUUCCUUUAUGUGACUAGUUUAGGUUUUAUUUUACUUUGUAAUUAUUUGAAAUUAUAAAUAAAGUUUAGCGUAAUGCUGUUUUGCUCCCUCG
This is a messenger RNA of Rhizophagus irregularis DAOM 181602=DAOM 197198, 3817 nucleotides long. NCBI's taxonomy places the organism in Eukaryota, Fungi, Glomeromycota, Glomeromycetes, Glomerales, Glomeraceae. The record is from RefSeq and is a predicted model, not a curated record.